Molecule: messenger RNA, 2211 nt
Organism: Macadamia integrifolia
Lineage: Eukaryota; Viridiplantae; Streptophyta; Magnoliopsida; Proteales; Proteaceae
Product: cytochrome P450 736A117-like
Exons: 3
Coding region: 556-2103 (515 amino acids)
Molecular function (GO): monooxygenase activity; oxidoreductase activity, acting on paired donors, with incorporation or reduction of molecular oxygen; heme binding
Source: RefSeq, a predicted model, not a curated record
UUUUUUUUCUCUCUCCACUCGGACCAAUCCGCCUGCUCGGCUUCUUCUAUUUAAAGUGAUUCGUGUUCUUCUUUCUUUCUCCUGUCAAAACAUUGAGUGAACAAAUCAAUCUUCGUGCUUUCUUUCUCCUUCCUUUCUUCAGUUAUUCAUUCCCCUUAGUUUUCUACCUUCAAGCCUCUGUCAUAAAUUUCUUCCAAGCUUGAGACUUCUCUUACCCUCGCGUUGUCCUCCUCAACAAACCUGGAAUGUGGAGGAGCUCAUAUGUUUCAGGCUCCAAUCGUACAAUAUUGUCAAACCAGCUGAACUGUUGACAGUCCUAAGUUUGAUACAAUCAUACAUCAACCUGGUCACCGUUAUCAGAGAUCUACACAGUUGCGGAACCUACUGCCAUUCUCAGCCGUCUCUCGUCUCUGCAGACUGGUGUUUAUAUAUUGGUAACAAAUUUUGAGACUGUUAGAAUUGCUUUUCAGGUUCAUUCCUAGUCAUCUCUAUAUUUUUGUGACAUUGGAUGCUUUUGUUUUUUUUUUUUUAUGUGCAGGCAAAGUGCAAGACAAGAUGUUUCUCGCCGGAUGCAUUUUGUUGUUUCUUAGCUAUCUCCUUAGCUUUGUAUUGUCUUCCAUAUAUACUAGCAAGUCACUAAAGCUACCACCUUCCCCAUUUAAACUCCCCAUCAUAGGAAACCUACAUCAGUUAGGUUCAUUGCCACACCGCAAACUCCAGUUAAUGUCUAAAACCCAUGGACCUCUUAUGUUUCUACAUUUUGGAUGUAAACCGGUCCUUAUUGUUUCAUCAAUUGCGGCAGUUUGUGAAAUAACAAAAAAUCAUGACCAAGCAAUAUCAAACAGAUAUGAGACGAGCUUUGGUAAGAAAAUCUCAUAUAAUAAUAAAAAUAUCGGAUUUGCUCCAUAUGGUCAUUAUUGGAGUAUGAUGCGGAAAUUUAGUAUUUUCCAUUUGGUAAGUAUGAAAAAGGCCCCAUCAGUUCGGUCAGUGAUGGAAGAGGAGACGACAAUACUAACCGAAAAAAUCCAAAGGCUUAUUUCAUACGCAACACCUGCACUGCCAACUAUACUGAAUUUGAGUGAUAUCUUUAUGAUUCUUACCAAUGAUAUCAUCUGUAGAAUGGCUAUAGGGCAGAAGUAUAAUGGAGAGGCGGAUUGUACGCCGAGAUUUAAAUUGAUGUUCCAAGAAAUCGGAAAUUUGCUAGGAACUUUUAAUAUUGCAGACUUCAUACCUUGGCUUGGGUGGGUGAAUUUUAUAAAUGGUUUGGAGAAGAGGAUGGAGAAAGCUUUUGUAGAGAUAGAUAUUUUUCUUGAUACUGUGAUUCAACAACAUAGAAUUGAAUAUAAGAAAAAAGACUAUCAGAAUAAUGCUGCAGACAUUGAUUUAGUGGACGUCCUCCUUCAGAUUGAAAGAGAGAGGACCUUUGACAUUUGUCUUUGGAAUGAUAACAUCAAAGCAAUUCUAUCGGAUAUGUUUGGCGUUGGAACUAAUCCCACAAGUAUACUUCUGGAGUGGACGAUGGCAGAAAUUUUAAAGCAUCCAGAAGUAAAGAAAGAAGUUCAAGAGGAAGUAAGGGGGGUCACAAGGGGCAAAGAGAAUAUUGCAGAUGUUGAUAUAAAACAAAUGCAAUAUUUGAAUGCAGUGAUUAAGGAGACACUAAGACUGCAUCCUCCACUCCCCUUAUUGAUUCCGCGUAAAUUGACAAAAAAUGUCAAUAUACAAGGAUUUGAAGUUCCAGCCAAGACAAUGGUAAUAUUCAAUGCAUGGGCCAUUGGAAGGGACCCUGUGUUCUGGGAUGAACCCGAGAAGUUCAAACCAGAGAGGUUCUUGAAUGAUGCCUAUUUUGGUUUUAACGGCUAUACUGAUUUUUAUGUAAUUCCAUUUGGAAUAGGCAGGCGAGAAUGCCCAUGCGCUGAAUUCGCUUUUGACAUUGUUAAACUUGUAAUCGCUAAUCUUUUGCACAAGUUUGACUGGUCCUUGCCUUGGGGAAUGAGUGGGGAGGACUUAGAUAUGACGGAAGCUACCGGCAUAUCAAGUCAUUUAAAAUAUCCUCUUCAAGCUCUUGUUACUCCGAAGAAUUUUUGUGGCCCACCUACCACAUAAAUAGAUUUUUUUAUCUUUUUAUUUUUUAUUUUUUAUUAUUAUUUUUUUUUUUUUUAAUGAGAUAUCUGUAAAUUCUUAUGUAAAUCCAUGUGAUAUUAUUAGUGCCUC